UCGGAACGUCCCUAGUACUAGUUGUGGUUGUGGUUCUGGUUCUGAGCUGAGAAGAGUUGUCUGGAAAUCCCGAAUAAAGUUAUAGGGUUUAUUGCCACUCAUCAUAAAUUAUUGAUAGAUCAAGUCAAAAUACAUGUUAUUCAAUUCCUCAAUAAAGUAAUAUUCAUCUCAUUGUCCAAUUAGACUUUUACAAAUAUGUCCAGAGGAAAAACGUGGGCAGCGUCAGCAGAUCAACAGGAGAAAGAUCUCUUAAAAAAGGUUGAUAGUAUAACUUUGUCAAAUCAAAGUAGGGAAUCAGUGAGUGUUGGAUUGAAAAAUGGCGCCUCUAGUAUGGGUGGUGGAGGGGAUACGGAAGAAGAGGACAAGAAGCCUCUGAGUAAAGCUGAACAGUCUCUCCUUCAAAAGGUGGUCAGAAGAGGACUUAUCGUUAACAAAAAUGAUAUCGAAGUACAAAGAAAGGAUCCCAACUCUCCCCUGUUCUCUGUCAAGACAUUCGAGGCGUUACACUUGAAACCGGAACUUCUCAAAGGUGUUUAUGAAAUGGGAUUCAACGCUCCGUCUAAAAUUCAAGAAACAGCUCUACCAUUUCUUCUGGCAAAUCCACCUCAGAAUAUGAUAGCUCAAUCACAAUCGGGCACUGGUAAAACGGCUGCAUUUGUGUUGGCUAUGUUAUCAAAAGUUGAUACUUCAAAACAUUAUCCACAGAUUCUGUGUUUGUCACCCACGUAUGAGCUAGCCAUUCAAACAGGAGAAGUAGCCGCUAAAAUGGCGCGGCGCUGCCCCGAUAUCGAGAUCAAAUACGCAGUUCGUGGUGAAGAAGUUCCACGGAACACGAAACUAAAAGAGCACAUAGUUAUCGGUACACCUGGCAAAGUAGUGGACUGGGCCACCAAGUAUAGGUUUUUCGAUCUAUCGAAAAUAACAGUUUUUGUAUUAGACGAAGCCGAUGUAAUGAUUGCUACCCAGGGCCACCAAGAUCAAAGUUUUAGAAUACACAAGCAGCUCUCGCCGAACUGUCAGAUGAUGUUCUUCUCAGCCACUUAUGACAAGGAGGUGCUCGAAUUCGCCGAAGCCAUUGUGCCCAAUCCCGUCAUCAUUCGACUGAAGCGAGAAGAAGAAUCGCUGGACAACAUCAAACAGUACUAUGUCAAGUGUCGAUCGAUUGAAGAAAAGUACACCGCCAUAUCGAACAUCUACGGAGUUGUCACAAUUGGACAGGCUAUGAUUUUCUGCGAUACAAGGAAAACAGCCAGUUGGCUGUCAAGUAAAAUGACAAAGGACGGUCAUGCAGUGGCUUUAUUGUCGGGAGAACUGACCGUCGAUCAGCGGAUAUCUGUUCUCGACAGAUUCCGAGAGGGAAAAGAAAAAGUACUUAUCACCACCAACGUAUUGGCUCGAGGUAUUGAUGUAGAGCAAGUGACAAUAGUUGUGAACUUUGACCUUCCGGUCGACCAGAGCCGAAGGCCAGACUGUGAGACCUACCUGCACCGGAUAGGUCGGACAGGCCGCUUCGGCAAGACCGGCCUCGCCAUCAAUCUCGUAGACAGCGAACAAAACAUGAAGAUCCUACAGGAAAUCGAGCAGCAUUUCGGAAAGAAAAUCUACCUCCUCAAUACAGACGAUGUGGAUGAGAUAGAGAAACUUGGGAAUUGAUAGUGUUUUUUAAUCAAUUUGAACGAUUGACGAACGCUCGAAUAAUAAGUGCACUUUUAACUCAUCAAUGAUUCAUUUUUUUAUACUUCUCCUUUGUUGUAAUGUAUUCUAUUGUUCCAGUAUAUUCUAUUUAUUUUGCUGACAGAUUUCAAUGUACUGUAUUGUACUAUUAUUUUGUUAUUUAAAUAGGAAAAUUAUGAUGAAUUCCGAACUA
Nilaparvata lugens (brown planthopper) is the source of this 1867-nucleotide messenger RNA. It is a transcript of the gene Dbp80, whose product is annotated as DEAD-box helicase Dbp80. Gene Ontology annotation, molecular function: RNA binding; ATP binding; RNA helicase activity. The record is from RefSeq and is a predicted model, not a curated record. Bases 196 to 1653 code for a protein of 485 amino acids. Gene Ontology annotation, biological process: poly(A)+ mRNA export from nucleus. NCBI's taxonomy places the organism in Eukaryota, Metazoa, Arthropoda, Insecta, Hemiptera, Delphacidae. The transcript is spliced from 10 exons. Gene Ontology annotation, cellular component: nucleus; cytoplasmic stress granule.